Messenger RNA from Marasmius oreades (fairy-ring Marasmius), 1764 nucleotides. RefSeq lists its product as uncharacterized. Lineage: Eukaryota; Fungi; Basidiomycota; Agaricomycetes; Agaricales; Marasmiaceae. The record is from RefSeq and is a predicted model, not a curated record. The coding region runs from base 1 to 1764 and encodes 587 amino acids. The transcript has 3 exons.
AUGGGACAACGCUUCCAAGCAUACGUUAUUGCUCGUAUCAAUUCUACCUAUCGUUGUAUCGCAGGAUGGCAUAAUCAAUGGUGUUGGGGUGCUCUUCCCGCCCAAGCUGCUCGUCGUUUUAUCGAUCUGGUCAAAGUAAAAAGUAACGCUGACAUUAUUCGCGAAGAACUCAAGGCCUUUUCCCUUGACAAAACGGACUCGGACGAUCAUCCUUGCCCAUUCAUUAACUUUCUACUAGCGGUCGCAAUCAAUACUAAUCUCGAAGGCGAGAUCUUUUCAUCAAUGUCCGGUGCCAUGUUCCAAAACGCAUUAAUUCCAGCGUCGUCUGAUCCAUGGAGUGAGGAUAACGACGAGGGUUUCGCUGUGUUCGACGUUACAGAUCCUCAAAAUCCAGCAUAUUGUCUUAGCUCGGAAGAUAUGUGUACUGCUCCUCUCAGCGCAGAAGACUAUACGCUGCAGAAUCGCCACAAUGAACGUCUUGACGAGGAAACGGUUGCGUUUUUCAGACAAGUAAAGAUGAUUGAACCGUAUGUUCUUGAAGAAGUUUGGGGUUUCGAGUCGGGUUGCGACCAGCCUGCACUAGAGGGUUCGGAGCACACACUGGCACGCACCAUCGUACCCUCCCUUACUGACCUUGCGCUUGAGCCCGCCAUAGACCAAGCUGUUGUAUGCGAUGAUCCAGAUCCACUUGAACGCUUCAUCUGGCUUCCGGAAAAGGCGUCAUUGAUUAUGAAGAUCCUGCGCACCCGAUGCUAUGCCUCGUUGGGACCUGCCACAAUGGCAUUCAUAUCCAAGGUCGUCCAAGCCAAUCCCUCGGACAUCGAUCUGUCAUAUCUGUCGCUUUCCUCAGAUGAUAUUGUUCAAGUUUUAUCCUGUUUGGAGAGAUCACAAACCAUACAUUGUCUCAACCUCUCCCACAACGAACAUGUCUCCACCAACACUCUCCAUGUUGUUCUCAAAGCCCAUCCCAACAUCCGUCGGAUCGUCCUUUACGGAACGUCCAUCUCAGACGAAGAUCUCGACUCCCUACUAUACUCGGAACGUUGCUUAUUCUAUGGGGUAGAGGAGGUGAUCCAUCCAGCGUUGUUUUCGUUCGGGUCCUCGCGUCGAAAAUCUCGCCGCCCUGCCUUCUCGUUUUGGUCUGCUCCCGGACUAUCUAGAACUAGUGUCACAGCAUCUUUACCUCUCCUCAAUCCCACCUUGAUCCUUCAGUCUAUCUCUAUUCUGUUAAAAGCUUGGAUCCAUGUCAUACGGGAGAACGAAUUUGGAGACGGAUGGACGCUGAGUGAGUCCCAGACGACAUGUUGGUCUGCUUUCAGUGGUGGGCUUCGUGGAAAGGACCAGCGUUGGGGCGAGCGUGCUAUUAUACAAUGCCCCUUUCCCUCCCCCAGGAUGUUUUUCGAAGGGUGGAUGUUCGUGUUGGAUUCGUCCAAACUUUUCGGAUUUGAAGGGAUUUUGAAAUAUGGAUUUAUUCGUCCCAAGUCCAAGGUUUACGAUCAAGCUCAAGACGUUCUACCCGAAUAUGAAAUACACGAAUUGGAUUCUUUCUUGACUGAACUGAAGGCGGAAGGGUAUCCGGAGGCACUUGCAAGCGUGGUCGAUGAAAUGAGGGUGCUUUUGAUUCGAUUGAAGGAGACGAUUCUAGAGUUGAAGUUGGAUGAUGCGCGACUGACCGGAGUAAAGGAAACACUCACGUUAUUCACGGAAGAAACAAUCAAAGAAUGCAUUGGCCGAUGUAAAAGUAGUUUACAGCUGUUUCGAUAA